GUGACUGGAGCCCCAUGGACUCUGUGGGGUUGGCUUUCGAGAAUGCAUGUGCAGGAUUGGGCUCUCUGCUUCUUGCAGUCUCCCUCUCCCCCCGGAGUUGCUUUCAAAGCCUUUUCCCUUCCAACCUGCUGCUGUCUCGGGCAGCCAGGGGGCAUCCCCUGCUCUGCUUCAGGAAACUGAAUUUAUUCCUCCCCGUGAACUUUCAUUUUCAGCUCCGAGUGAACCUUCGUCUCACAAGCUGAACAAUUUCAGGGAGAGCGGAGGAAGGAGCAGCAUACACAGCAGAAAUAGGAAAAAUCCACUGAUGAAGAGAGAAUUCUUGUGAUCUCCAAAAAGGGAGAAGAGACCGGGGCGGGUGAGCCAGCGGCAGCGAGAUAUGGCAAAGCAGUCAGGAUCCCCCAAGCGGCAGAAGUGGUGGCUCAGAUUGCGGCGGAAAGAAGACAACGCACAAGAUUCUGAGGACAAGGAAGAAUCAGAACCGUGUAUCGUCCUUCUUGGCAAGGCCGGUGUGGGGAAAAGUGCCACAGGGAACACUCUCCUCGGACGGGAGAAAUUUCACUCGGCUUUUUCAGCUAAGCCAACAACUCAGAAUGUCCAGAAGGAGAGUGGAGAAUUUAAGGGCCAGAAGUUUUCUGUGAUUGACACACCCGCUGUCUCUAGUUCAGAAUCUCUCAAACAGCACAAGGAAGAGAUCAAAAACCUCCGCAAGUCCAGUCCUUACGUUCUGGUCUUUGUGAUCACUGUGGGCCGUUUCACUCGGGAAGACAAGAAAACUGCUAAAAAGGUCAAGAAGGUGUUUAGGAAGAAGUUUGGGAAGCGCAUGCUUGUCUUGUUCACCCACAAAGAGGAUUUGAAAGGUGAAUCCUUGGAGGACUAUGUGGAGAAUUCCCAAAACAAGGCGCUCCUGAAACUGGUUAAGAAAUGUGGGAAUCGCUACUUCGCUUUGAAUAACAAGGCAGCUGGAGAAGAGAAGGAGGAGGCCUCCAAGCUGCUGAUGGAAAAGCUCUGGGAGAUCCUUCACGGGGACGGAUCAAGGCCCUGCACAGAAAAAGGGAAAGAGGAGGAAAGGGGAAAGAAUUGAAGGAUGCUCUUAUAUCAUCUAGUUCAUAGUGUUUCGUUUCUUUCUAAAAUAUGUGGGGCUUCCCUUGUGCCUAAUCUGGAAGUUGCAAUGAGUGCAGGAUGCCACCAUUGUUGACAGCAGCAGGUGUUUGUCAGCCUAGGACGCCUGGGCUCAGAGAACUGCCCUGGCUCCCGAUUUGCUGCCAGGCCAAGUUCAAGGCAUUGCUCUCAGGAUAUUAAGUUCUUAACAGUUUGGGAGCAGUUUAGCCCUGAGAUCGCCUGACCCCACAUGUGGUCUUUGGACUGCUUUGAUUGGCAGAAUGGGCACAGUUACAGGUGCCACAUAAUAUCUGUUCUGCAUUGAAAAGUAAUUGCUCUUUCGGUGUGGCGGCACCAACACUCCCUGCAUAUCGACAUCAGGCAGGCAACUUUGCUUUUUUUUGCUGCCUGCAAAAACAUUUUUGAUCAGACAAGGCUACUCACAUAUUUAGAAUACUGAUAAGUUUGUAGUUUGUCGCUGGGUUUAAUUUGUGGAUGUUUUCAUUGUUAUUAAUCAUAAUCCUGUUGUUUUAUUCAUUUUGCAAAGCAGUUUGAGGUUUUCUACAAUCAAGAGGUAAAGGAAUUUUAUGAAAAUAAUAACAUAACUGUCUGCAGUUUCCUAAACCCCACAUAGGAGUGGAUACAUCAAUCCACUUCAGUUCUCUCGGUUUCUCAUUUUCCCUGUCUUAAACUCUCUGGAAAUGCAUUAUUUUUAUUUUUGAACCAUUAUGAAAGUUUAGCCAUAUUUUUGUGUCAAUUUCUCCUAACAAACACCUUUGUAAAUUACAUACAUACUUUUGCAAGACACAGUUCCUAAUAAAAUGCACCUUUGCAUGUCAUUUUCACGGUUUUACGCGUUCUUGUGAACUCCAGCUAGAGAACUGCGUCGCGAGAUUCCACAAAGGGAGGAUUUUAGAUAUUGGCUGUUUCAUUUUGCUUUGGAAAGUGGAAAUUUACUAUUUCCACCUUUCAAAGGAAGCUGGAUCAAAUUUGUCCUGCAUCCCUCAUUCCACCUCCUUGUUCCUCAGACCCUUUAAUCUGUCUGGUAUUUGUAGGGCAGCCCCAUGGGAAAUCCUAUUGAACUCAGUGGGACUUACUUCUGAGUAAACAUGGUUCGGCUUACAGUGUAAAGCUGCCUAGUCUUUACCCAGUUACCUGGGAGCAGUG
Podarcis muralis (Common wall lizard) is the source of this 2265-nucleotide messenger RNA. Its product is annotated as GTPase IMAP family member 8-like. Lineage: Eukaryota; Metazoa; Chordata; Lepidosauria; Squamata; Lacertidae. Gene Ontology annotation, molecular function: GTP binding. The record is from RefSeq and is a predicted model, not a curated record.